AUGUCCCUCGCAGAAAUCGACCUUCCCGUCACAACAGGCGAAAUCUGCUUCGCCAAACCAGGGUCCUGGCCGGCAAACGAGCGGCCAUACACGCUCCUCUAUGAACCAGCCACAGACGAGAAGCUGAGCAACUUCAAAACAAGCGACAUCCAGCCCGUGCCCAUCCGCGAUAUGAGGCCGAAGAAGGACUCACUCUCCAUCCACAAGGAGGGAUUCAUCUUCGCCGACUUCAAGAGCAAGAUGGCCUAUGAGGACUACCUGGAUGAAGACAAGCUCAAGACUGUUCUUGCCGGGGAAGUCAGGGAGCUUUUGCUUGAGAGGCUGGGGGCGAAGGCGGCUUUUAUUCAUGAAUGUGUUUUCCGCCGCCGGGGCACGGUGAAUGCUGGCAAUGGGUUUGGACAACCUGUUCAGGAGGCGCACUCAGACUACACUCUGAACUACGCACACAAGCUCAUAACGGAGCUCGCAAAGUCCGACGCGGACCUUAUCAGGUCCAGAAAAUUCCAGAUGAUCAACGUCUGGAAACCCCUCCGCGCACCCCUCCGAGAUUGGCCCCUCGCCCUCUGCGAUUACUCCACACUAGACCGGUCCGAUCUCGUGCAGAUAGACGAGGUGCACGUCGAGGGGGUCCUGGAGUCCCACAGUGUCCAGUAUAAUCCGUCACAGAGGUGGUAUUAUCUCAGUGAGCAGACGGUGGAGGAGGUGUUGAUCUUUUGCUCGGCGGAUUCGGAAACGGGGGGCGAGGUUCCCCAUGCGGCGUUUUGCGAUCCCCGGUAUCCGGACGAGGAACCUCGUGAGAGCGUUGAGCUGAGGGUUCUUGUUGUUUAUUAG
Aspergillus viridinutans is the source of this 831-nucleotide messenger RNA. RefSeq lists its product as uncharacterized. Gene Ontology annotation, molecular function: oxidoreductase activity. NCBI's taxonomy places the organism in Eukaryota, Fungi, Ascomycota, Eurotiomycetes, Eurotiales, Aspergillaceae. The transcript has 5 exons. Bases 1 to 831 code for a protein of 276 amino acids. The record is from RefSeq and is a predicted model, not a curated record.